AUGGCGAAUGUUCUUGAAAAAAUUGCCAAACUUGCCCUUCCACUUGGGGCGGCAGCAAGUUUACUCCAAUAUAGUAUUUAUGAUGUUCAAGGAGGACAUCGUGCUGUGAUAUUUGAUCGUAUUAAGGGAGUUAAGGAAAGGCCAGUCGGUGAAGGUACACAUUUCCUCGUUCCUUGGUUACAACGCGCUGUUCUAUAUGAUGUUCGUACAAAACCUCGCAAUAUAUCUACAACAACUGGAUCAAAGGAUAUGCAGACUGUCAGUUUGACUUUACGUGUUUUACAUAGACCUGAUCUUGACAAAUUAUCCGAAAUUUAUCAAUCUUUGGGUAUGGAUUAUGAUGAAAGAGUGUUGCCUUCUAUUGGAAAUGAAGUAUUGAAAGCUGUUGUUGCUCAAUUUGACGCAAGUGAAUUGAUCACACAGCGUGAAGUGGUUUCUUCAAAAAUACGCGAAGACCUUGUAAAAAGAUCUAAAGAAUUUAACAUUGAACUGGAAGAUGUUUCUAUUACGCACAUGACUUUCGGUAAAGAAUUCACAAAUGCCGUUGAACAAAAACAAAUUGCUCAACAAGAAGCCGAAAGAGCAAAAUUCAUUGUAGAAAAGGCUGAACAAGAAAAACAAGCUUCAGUUAUUCGUGCAGAAGGUGAAGCUGAAGCCGCAGAAAGAAUUUCCAAAGCUCUUGAUAAAGCUGGUGAGGGGUUGGUUUUAUUGCGUCGUAUUGAAGCUUCUAAAGAAAUUGCAGCAACAUUAUCUGCUUCAAGGAAUAUAACAUAUUUGCCUGGUAGCCAUAAUGGAGGAUCCAAUUUAUUGUUGAAUUUGGGUGUAUAA
Funneliformis geosporum is the source of this 828-nucleotide messenger RNA. NCBI's taxonomy places the organism in Eukaryota, Fungi, Glomeromycota, Glomeromycetes, Glomerales, Glomeraceae. The record is from the annotation of a GenBank genome assembly.